AGGGUCCCUUUAUCCUGCUUCUUGCACUGAUUGUUGCAAAUACUGUAGAAGGAAAACCAAGGCAAUCAUCACCAAGGAAAUUCAAGGGUAUGCCGCAUCAUGAAGCUCCAAACUGUGAUGAACAAUUUCAAUGCGGCAGGGGUCAUCCCAUGGGCUACCCAGAGUGCGUGCCUGCAAGCGCCGUUUGUAACGGAUUUCCGGAUUGCUCGAAUGGCGCCGACGAGAGGGGAUGCCCGAACCCUAAUUGUGGGUCACGUGGAAUGAUGACGUGCAACGACAGACGAACCUGUGGGAAACCAUGCGACGGCAAUACGCAGUGUCAAGGAUUGGAGGACGAAAUCAUGUGCCCAAAGAUUUGCCCGAAAAGGAGUCUUCUGUGCGGAGACGGCAAGACGUGCGUUGACUUGGAUCGGAUGUGCGAUGGACAUGAUGAUUGCCCUUCUGGCGACGAUGAAAACAAGAAGAUUUGCGUGAAGACCAGUGGGCUCAUGGAUGGACAAAUCCGUUGCUCAAAUGGCAACGUUGCCAACGUUUGCGAUGGUGACCGACAAUGCCCAGGCGGUGCGGACGAGCAAAAUUGCAGUCCUGAACUAACCCAGAAAAUCGGUUUGUGCUUGUGUCAGGAAAUCUGCCAGCUUGGUAUGUCCGUUCAAUUUUGCGAUGACUUCUGCGGUGAUUUAAGUCUUCUCCCAACGAUUACACAAUGUUUCUAACUUAACCUUCCAGUGUCAAGUAUAAUUACAGGACAUGUA
Molecule: messenger RNA, 752 nt
Organism: Mya arenaria
Lineage: Eukaryota; Metazoa; Mollusca; Bivalvia; Myida; Myidae
Product: very low-density lipoprotein receptor-like
Exons: 6
Coding region: 90-713 (207 amino acids)
Cellular component (GO): plasma membrane
Molecular function (GO): protein binding
Source: RefSeq, a predicted model, not a curated record